AUGGACCCAUCACGGUAUCCACUACAGAACAUAAAUACAAGCUCUACAUACUAUGCUGCCCUACCGAAUCCACAUAGGCCUGCUUCUCCGUCUGCCGCCACGCCAUUUGUCCCUCCAUCAUCGAUACAUCAACCAUACAAUAACAUGAUCAACAAUAAAACACCAGGGAUGGAAGCAGUCUUGUCGGCAUUACAGGAGCAAGCCGAAGCGGUGAAAAGUCUGCAGGCUGCUAUGCUGGCCAUGGAGAAUGCAUCGUCGUCGCCAAUACGCGCUACGGCCCGAACCAACAAUAUUGUUAAAGAAGGAGGAAUAGAUGGUGGUAGACGAGUCGGGGAACUAGAUGCUGAGUUGAGGAAGCUACGGGGUCUGAGUCCUAGUCGAGAACCAACACCGAAAUUACCCAACGACAAUGUGAUGACUCCGGCAAUGUUGGCUGCUAUCGACGCUGCUGUUGCUGCUAGACUGCCGCUGCUUGUGGAAAAGGCUCAAAAGCAGUUACGAGAUGACAUUAGUCGUCUUAAUAGUUCUGGGGCUGUCAAUACUUCUGGUAUGGCACGGUAUGAUCGUGAACGUUUACAUGGACUGGUACACGAUGAGGUGUCUGUGCAGUUAGCCAAGAAGCUGCCAAUGGAAAUCACUACGCGGAUAGAGACAGCCGUGUUUCCGCAGAUAGAGCAUUUGCUGGAAACAUGUAGGGUGCUUCAGAAAAGUGUAUUGGCCAAACCCGACAAGGACGAAGUACACUAUGACAUAUCAACUAGUAUAUCAAAGACGCUAGCCGCUUUAGAUAAGCGAGAGUCACAAAUAGAAGCUGAGAUAUUGCAGCAGGUUUCUCACAAGGUCAAUGGAAAAAUCGAGACCAUGACACAACUCCAUCAGUCAUCGCUGGAUCAUAAACUGGAAGUAUUUAGUAAGCAGCUGGAGACUUUUAAAUCUGAAAUGGUAGCUCUAAGUCAUGAGAAUGAAGAAUCUCAUGCGCGGGUCCUGUCUGGCCUACAUGAUGUAUCGGGUAUUGCAUUACAUGAACCGAAAAUCAAGCAGAUGAUUCGGGAUGGGCUGGACGAGUCAGUUACCGACCUACGUAAAGUAAUCUCACAGAAAGUAGAUCAUGCUGUGCUCGAAGAACUCAUGAGACAUAUAGCCAGUCGAGAGGAACUACGAGCCAUGCUAGACAAGAAACUACAUACGUCUUCUGGUGGUGCUGAAGACGGUAUCAGCAGUGUCGUAAAAAUAUUCGAAUCGAAAUUAUCAGCAUUUCGUAAAGAAUUGUCGUCAAAAUCGAAGAAGGCGUCAGAGAUACAUACCGAGGCUGCUAAAAGGGAUAUAACAGAUGGGAUACUGCAACAUGUGCAUAACGACUUACGUGCCAUGUUUUCUACAUGCACUGACGAGAUAAUGGGAUCAGUUAGGAAUGACGUAGAUCUGAAACUGAUUGGACUGAAACGGGACAUGAUUGAACGAUUUGGGCGACGUACAUCACCUAAUACAUCAAUACUGCCAGAAACCAACCACCAUCAUCACCCCAAUAACAGUGAGCCGAUAACGAAUGCUGGUCCUGGAGUACCGAUAGCUGAUAUACUCGCAAACGAGGAACGACACAGGAACCAAGAAGAACGAGUGCGUUGUGAACUACGCCAGUUCAUAAUCAAGUCUCUUGAACAACACUAUACCGAUUUAAUGAGAGAAGCAGAUGGUAAAAUAACGAGUCUACGACGAGAAGUUCUGGAUGCACUACGGAAAUCACCACAAGGAGGGGCUAUAAGCAAUAGUAACAACAAUGGUGGUGAAGUUCACGUAGUAGACAUGGAGAAUGCCGUGAAGUCUAUAACGAGAGAUUUCGAUGAAAAGCUGUAUCUGGUAUGCUCUGAUGUAUCUGCCGUCAAGUCUGCACAGGAGCAGAUUCUUAGGAGACCGCUACAUCGUGUUGCUCAAUGGUUGUGGAAGUCUCAGACUCUCAAGUUUGGAUCCGCGGUACCGUGGAAUUAUCAGAGUGUCAAUACAGAUCCCGACAACUUCACAUGGACGUCAGACUCACCACAUAUUCGAGUACACGACGGUGGCCUAUACGAGAUAUCAUUUGCCUUCUUCACCAAAGCAAAACCGUCAAUCCAGCUGGUUGUUAAUGGAGAAUCUGUCUUGUCGGCCAUCAAUUCGGCAUCGUAUGUUGUUCAUCAUGGUUCUGGAUUUGUUGUAUCUGGAGAAGGUGCUAUGGAACCGGGAGUUGUUAGUGGUCUGAGUCUACUGGACUUUUUGGCUCUACCGCCUAAAUCUACACUAUCGUUGCACUAUCAUGGUGCCAAGAAACAGAUACUGGGACACGGAUUCUUCAAUCUGCGACGAUUGUAUUGA
Molecule: messenger RNA, 2349 nt
Organism: Synchytrium microbalum
Lineage: Eukaryota; Fungi; Chytridiomycota; Chytridiomycetes; Synchytriales; Synchytriaceae
Exons: 3
Coding region: 1-2349 (782 amino acids)
Source: RefSeq, a predicted model, not a curated record